CCACCCAAAAAGAAGAAAGGAAAAGGAGGCAAGAAAGCAAAAACGCCAACAGUGAUCGAUGGCCUUUCUACAGAGGAAAUGUCCAAGGAGCAGUUGGAGGAGCACAUUGUUCGGCUGCGUGAAGAACUUGACAGAGAACGAGAAGAACGGAAUUAUUUUCAGCUUGAACGUGACAAAAUCCACACUUUUUGGGAGAUCACAAAGCGGCAACUGGAGGAGAAGAAAUCAGAAUUAAGAAAUAAAGAUAGAGAAAUGGAAGAUGCAGAGGAAAGACAUCAAGUUGAAAUUAAAGUCUAUAAGCAGAAAGUCAAACAUUUAUUAUAUGAACAUCAGAACAAUCUUGCUGAGUUGAAGGCAGAGAAUACAGUAGCCAUGAAACUGGAGCAAAAAGAGCAUCAUGACCAAGAACAUGAUAUACUAAAUGAUAUCAGAAACUUAAAGGUGCAGUUGAAGGAACAAGAGCUCUCCAAUCAAAACAUGGUGAAAACAUUGAAACUGAAAAAUGAUGAAGAGAUUACAAGAUUGUGGAAUGACUUUGAGAAACAAUCACAAGAUAUCGAAGCCAAGUAUCAAAAGAAGAUGGAUGUGCUGCGUGAUGAGAUGGAAUUGAAAAGAAAAACAGAAAUUCAUGAAAUUGAAGAAAGAAAGAAUGGUCAGAUCAAUGCCUUGAUGAAAAACCAUGAAAAAGCAUUCAGUGAUAUCAAAAAUUACUACAAUGAUAUUACUCUUAACAACCUUGCGCUAAUUAACUCAUUGAAGGAACAAAUGGAGGAAAUGAAGUUAAAAGAAGAACGAUUAGAAAAGGAAAUGUGGGAGGUUCAGUUUCAAAAUAAGCGACUGACAGAGCCACUGCACAAGGCAAAGGAUGAGGUGACAAGACUUAAUAAACUAUUGGCCAACUAUGAACAAGAUAAAGGUUUUCUUUCUAGAGCUAGAGCAAAGCUUAACCUUAUGGACAAAGAAAUGAAGCAGUUCAGGUGGGAGCACGAAGUAUUAGAACAGCGUUUUUGCAAGGUUCAAGAAGAACGGGAUGACCUGUAUAACAAAUUUGACAAAGCCAUUCAGGAGGUUCAACAGAAAACUGGCUUGAAAAAUAUAAUCCUUGAGCAGAAACUUACUGUCCUGUCUGAAUGCCUAGAGAAGAAAGAAGCACAACUGAAUGAGGUCCUCGCUGCUUCCAACCUUGACCCCACUGCACUCAGUAUGAUCAGUCACAAACUGGAGGAUGUCCUGGACUCCAAGAACAAUGUUAUAAAGGACUUGCAGUAUGAACUGGCUCGGGUUUGUAAGGCUCACAAUGAUUUGCUGCGAACAUAUGAAGCAAAACUCACUGCAUUUGGAAUUCCAGUAGAUGAACUUGGAUUCAAACCACUAGAGACUGCCUUUUGUGGACAGAAGAUCGGUCAGGGCCCAGCUGGGCUGGUUGCUGCUUCAACAUAGCCCACUUGAGGAAAAAGCCAACAUUCAAUUAAUCUUGGAGCAAAAUACUGCAGAUGCUGGAAUCUGUACUGAAAACAAAAAAUGC
Molecule: messenger RNA, 1525 nt
Organism: Chiloscyllium plagiosum (whitespotted bambooshark)
Lineage: Eukaryota; Metazoa; Chordata; Chondrichthyes; Orectolobiformes; Hemiscylliidae
Source: RefSeq, a predicted model, not a curated record